This is a messenger RNA of Rhipicephalus sanguineus (brown dog tick), 3061 nucleotides long. RefSeq names its product RNA-splicing ligase RtcB homolog (gene RtcB). Gene Ontology annotation, cellular component: tRNA-splicing ligase complex; nucleus. The coding region runs from base 171 to 1691 and encodes 506 amino acids. Gene Ontology annotation, biological process: tRNA splicing, via endonucleolytic cleavage and ligation. NCBI's taxonomy places the organism in Eukaryota, Metazoa, Arthropoda, Arachnida, Ixodida, Ixodidae. Gene Ontology annotation, molecular function: RNA ligase (ATP) activity. The record is from RefSeq and is a predicted model, not a curated record. The transcript has 11 exons.
GGUUUUUCCCCCUUUUGUAGCCUUUUCAGCUACUGGUUGCUGCUUGUGCUUUUGCCCAACAUUUCUCCAUUUCGUGGGGAUGUCUGUCCGGCACGCUAUUUGCUAAAGAAUUGGUGCCCGAUCUCUUAUUUCCUGAGCGUGACGCCUCGGGCGUUCACUAGGCCGCCAAUAUGGGUGUCCGCAGCUACAAUGAGGAGCUCGGAUACCUCGAAAAAAUGACACCCGUCUCAUGGCGUAUCAAGAAAGGCUUCGUGCCGAAUAUGAAGGUUGAAGGGAUUUUCUACGUGAAUAACCUCUUGGAGAAGCUGAUGUUCGAAGAGCUGCGGAAUUCGUGCCGUCCAGGAAAUGUUGGUGGUUUCCUGCCUGGUGUUAAACAAAUUGGAAAUGUGGCCGCCUUGCCUGGAAUCGUUGGACACUCAAUAGGGCUCCCUGACAUCCAUUCUGGUUAUGGCUUUGCAAUUGGCAACAUGGCGGCAUUUGACAUGGAUGAUCCAAAGGCCAUUGUGUCACCUGGUGGCGUGGGCUUUGACAUCAAUUGCGGUGUCCGUCUGUUGCGAACCAACUUGAUGGAGAAGGAUGUUCAGCCCAUCAAGGAACAGUUGGCACAGAGUAUGUUCGACCACAUUCCUGUUGGUGUCGGCUCUAAGGGAAUCAUUCCCAUGAAUGCAAGAGACCUCGAAGAAGCCUUGGAGAUGGGCAUGGAUUGGUCCUUAAGAGAAGGCUAUGCCUGGGCUGAGGAUAAAGAACACUGUGAGGAGUAUGGACGAAUGCUGAAUGCUGACCCUGCCAAGGUUUCUAUGAAAGCAAAGAAACGGGGCCUGCCUCAGCUGGGUACCUUGGGUGCUGGCAAUCACUAUGCCGAGAUUCAAGUGGUGGACGAGAUUUACGACAAGAACAAUGCAGCUAAGAUGGGAAUUGAACGUUGCGGUCAAGUAUGCGUCAUGAUCCACAGUGGCAGUCGAGGCUUUGGACACCAAGUGGCUACUGACGCAUUGGUGGCCAUGGAGAAAGCCAUGAAGCGGGACAAGAUUGAUGUUAACGAUCGGCAGCUGGCCUGCGCCCUUAUCCGCUCCACUGAGGGACAGGACUACCUGAAGUCGAUGGCAGCCGCAGCAAACUUUGCCUGGGUCAAUCGCAGCAGCAUGACUUUCCUGAGCCGUCAGGCAUUUGCCAAAGCAUACAACACGACCCCGGACGACCUGGACAUGCACGUGAUCUACGACGUGUCGCACAACAUUGCCAAGGUGGAGCAGCAUGUGGUGGAUGGCAAAAUGCGCACACUGCUCGUGCACCGCAAAGGCUCCACACGAGCCUUUCCACCUCAUCAUCCUCUCAUCCCUGUGGACUACCAGCUGAGUGGCCAACCGGUGCUGAUUGGUGGCACAAUGGGCACCUGCAGCUACGUCUUGACGGGCACCGAGCAAGGCAUGGCUGAGACAUUCGGCACCACCUGUCACGGUGCUGGCCGCGCACUUUCUCGGGCCAAGUCGCGGCGAAACCUCGACUACCAGGACGUACUGGACAAGCUGAACGAGAUGGGCAUCUCGAUUCGCGUGGCAUCACCAAAGCUGGUCAUGGAGGAGGCUCCAGAGUCGUACAAGAACGUGACGGACGUCGUAAACACGUGCCAUGAGGCUGGCAUCAGCCGCAAGUGCAUCAAGCUCAGGCCCAUUGCCGUCAUCAAGGGCUGAUUGAGAUUUUUGUCUUCGGUGAUCGGAAGGUGUGAACGAGGCCACAUUUCCAAACUUUGGUGUUCAGGACUGACACAAGAGCGUGGUUUUCGCUAUGGGUUUUGUAACAAGAACAAGUGUGUGUGUGCAUGUAUGUAAUAUCUGUGUGCACAUCUGUGCCUCAUUAGUUUACCGAGUAGAGGCCGAACAUAUGUGCUGCGGUGAUGUGUGAUGCAUUGAGUGCCUUUGAAAUCUGGUGUUAUCGUUUCAUUUUCUUUUUCUCUAUUCUUUUUCCUUCCUAUUCAAGCUACUGUGGACAGCUAUUUUACAACUGGUACCCAGCUUCAAAUCAAAUACAGCUAAUAUAGAAUAAAUUAAUAGGUACAUGCUUCUCUUCCUUCAACUGUCAUCACUUCAUGUUAAAGAAUAAGUGGACCCCUAACAACGGAGGUUUUCAAGGCAAGGAAUCUGAAAAAAUUAUAGUGCAUUUUUCUCUGCACACUCUUCACCAGUUGCCUUGGAAGUGCAUGCAUGAAUAAAUUUGAACCUUUCUGCGAUAUUAAGCAGUUGGCUGUUCAAGUUUAAAACUACAAUGUUAGUACUGUAGCGUAGCACCCUGAUGUCCCCUUCUCCUCUAGGGCUCAUUCACAGUGACAGUUUACCGAGGUCACGUCACCAGUUGUGACGUGAUGAGUGACUCGUUUGGAUUUCACACCGGCUAGCACUGCCUGCUUGGUUCCACUAUGAAAUGCCUCGCAUUGGUGCCAUUCAAAUCUGCUCACACCACAAUGCCUCACACGAACUUGGCAAUCGAGAAAUCGAGCAGUGAGUGACAGAUCCAAAGGUCACUCUUUAACCAAAGUGACCAUUUGCGAUUUGCCACUGUGAAUGAACCGUUUUAGCCUUUCUUCUACUUGGAAUUGAAACAUAACACAGCAAAUGCCUUGUCAUUCAAAUUAUAUGUUCACCAUGAUGGUAAUUCAUUGGCAAAUUUUAAAGCAUGCAAAUUGGUUGCUGACAAAACAACACGUAACAUAGACACUGUGUGCAUGUGUGUAUAAUGUGCUUUUUCGUCUGUGUCCGGUUUGCACUUUGUUUAACGUGCAUCUGCAUGAGCUUGCCGGUGUUGCACAUAACCUGAAAAGAAUAAUUUUGCCCAGUGUUAAAGGGGGCAGCAGUGCCUGCUCGCUUAGUGUUUCUGUUAAUGUGCAUGUCUUCCACUGUGUAUGUUUAUGUUUGCCUGUCUUAUCUUCUUGGAGAAGCGAGUUGGUACAACCAUUAUGUAUUUAUUUGAUGUGUGUGCUUGUUAGUACUGAACAAGUAUGUGAAUGACACCCAAGCAGCUGGCUGCUGUUUGCUACUGCUGUGAGCAAGUAAAGUGAUUCUCAAGC